AUGGCACCUGCCCCGUCACACGCCUCAUACCUCCGCAAUGGCCCUACCCCCGACGGCCGCAGCCUCGCCCAACACUCUAUCCCCCAACAAUACGCCCAUCCGCUAUCCAGACACAGCGCAUACGGUUCGCCGCCCUCCGACACGGGCCGCACUCCAAAGCCCGCAGAGCACAUGCUGCGCCGCAAGACGCCAAAUGGUAUUCUGGCCGCCGCAUACGAUGGCACAUCUGUCGAGACCAACGGAGAGCCCCAUGCGACAAAACACAUUCUGCUUCCCGUGACCGCCGAAUCCGGCAUGCCCUAUCGCAUUAACAAAGACCUGCCUCUCCGCUCGCCGGCUCUUCAUCGUGGCCACGCCCAGAAUCAGAGAGAUGGGCUGGAAUGGAGUGCCAGUCGUUACUUUGAGACGGGAUCUGGCCUCUCCGCCCAACACUUGCCACAGAUUGAUUCGAUGCUUAGCCAAAUACCCCCAUUGCAACCCCUUGAGCCCUACCAGAUGUACGGCAAUCCUUUCUGCGGCCCCAUGGGGCCUCCAUUUCAAACACCCCUGAAUCCCACCGUCUCCAACGAUCAAGGGCCAUAUGGCCCGUAUUGGCACGAUGGCACCUACAUUCCCUAUCGGCCUGCUGCCAUGCGCGAUCCUCGGUUUUUGCAUCAUCCUAAUCAUAACUGGAGUCAUUCACAUAGCAACCCCUUUGCAGGUCACCCCUACAGUAAUGUCAUGCCCAAUCUUUCACAUCAUCAGCCGAAUCCUGUUCAAUUAGACUAUGCACAAGGCGCCUACGGCCGCGCCCCAAGGCCGCAACUGGAGUUUUCGCCAUAUGCGCAGCCCCAUGCAAACGUUGCAUUGGAUUAUCAAAAUCAGCUUCUCCCUCCGCCCCCUACUCAACGUCCUCAAGACUUUUUGCAUUCCGGUCAAACAACACCUAUCGCUGAGCACAUGCCCAGCAUUCCGCUCGAUGACUUUAGUACACUACCCCCGAGCGAACAGCCAAGGGAAAAGGUGUUUGCAUGGGCCCAUGCUGUCUACGUAGACAUGCUUAGACAUUUACAAGCAACGCGGAAAACUAAUUCACAUCCUCAUGGCCGCACACACCAACGGCCUCACAUUUACCCCAAACCGCCGCGACAACCCGGAGGCAGCGUUUCUGGUCCUUCGGUCAGCAGCAUGCCGUCUCUGGAACGUCGUGUAUCGUGUCCAAGCCUCCAACACGGUGUCCCUCCAAGCGUGACUACUGCUUCUGCCCUAGAGGCCAUCACCAAACAUUGCGAAGAAAGCAAAUGGACUUGGAUAGACGGCAUCCUUUUAGGUGGUUGUCUGGCUUACGCGCUGGGUGACUACCAAAAGGCUCAAGACUGGUACAAACAUAUCCUGACCCUCGACAAAGACCAUGUUGAAGCCAUUUCGAAUCUGGCGGCUACUAUGCUUGCUCUUCAGCAAAAGCGUGAAGCCGAGAGCCACUGGAGGCGCGCUGUCAAACUACGUCCAAGCUAUUUCGAGGCUGUCGAGCAUCUCAUUGGUCUACUCUGUAGUGACCACAAAGGACGAGAGGCGGUUCAGGUUAUCGAAGAUGUUGAACGUCAGCUGAGAUUCGUCAAGCGAGGAGAUGCCCUGCGAAGUCUUGAAGCGCAAAGCGAACGUUCAGCCUCUACAUACAGCGAGUCGAGCCUCUCUGAAGCAUCCGAUCGCCCCAUUUUCGAGUUCGAAGGCGAAGAAUCAUCGGUUUUCAAGGAGCUAGACGAGCUUCCUGGCUCGGAUCAGCCAGGCUUCGGCUCGAGCGGAUAUGCCAUUGCAGGCUGCGAUAACGGUCGCAUUCUUGCAUUGGUACACGCCAAAGGCAAUAUGCUCUACGCACUUGGCGAUAAUGCCGCCGCCGCCAGAGCCUUCGAAGAUGCAGUUCUUAUUGGGACUGGACCACACACCAACGGCAUUGAUGGUCUCAUCAAGCGUAUUCUUGCCGUUGUUGGAUACGAUGUUGCAGAGCGCUCACCAGGUGGACGCCGUGUGCCACCCUCGUCCGAUCCAAUCCUGCUCCCGCCGGAUGCAGCGACUAGGACAGCUCAGCUUUGCUUCCCACCUCAUGGCCAGCUCCCUGGUCUGAAACAUGUUUCCAGCGAAGGUCUCUCGAGGAAAGCAGCUAUAUCGACGAUGAGUAACUCCUUACUCUCAUUGGCAAAGAUUUUCCAAGACGGCAUGGCUACCAACUCGCCAAAGACGCCGACGUAUCAGAGUACCUACGGUGUCCGAGAGAUUCUGGCUCUUUAUUACUUAUCAUUAUCCCUUCAGCCCAGUCCAUCAACAGCCAACAACGUCGGUAUUUUACUUGCCAGCGUGCAACAGUCUGCCCCUGCAAAACCGAGUCCUGUAUCGCACGCUUUUGCUCAGCCUCAGAUACCUGGCUUAAUCCCAGGCAGUGGCGUUGCUCUCGCCCUUGCAUACUACUCCUACGGACUCCAGUUGGAUUCAUCCCACGCUCACCUGUACACGAACCUCGGAAGUCUCUUGAAAGACAUUGGACAACUGGAUUAUGCUAUCAACAUGUACGAAAAGGCCGUCCAAUGCGAUCAAGGAUUCGACAUUGCUCUCGCAAACCUUGCCAAUGCCGUCAAAGACAAAGGCCGCAUCGCCGAUGCCAUCUUCUACUAUCGCAAGGCUGUCAAGUCGAGCCCUGACUUUGCGGAAGCUGUUUGUGGGCUUGCUAAUGCUCUCAAUUCAGUUUGCAACUGGGCUGGGAGAGGUGGAAUAGCCGACGAUCACGGCUCCAGAGACCGAUGGCACGUCAACGAGAAUGGCAUGCUUUUGGACGCCGCUCUACCAGGUGCUUCGAGUUCCGGAUGGAUCCACAAGGUUGUCAAGUUGGUUGAGAAGCAGCUUGCUGAUGGCGAGGACUGGGGCAGAGGUGUCAUGGAUGAUUACUUCAUCCAGGAUAUCAUGCGUCCCUUUAUUCUCACUGGCACUAAUGCACAAGAUACCAAAGAGAAAGAGGAUAGCAUGAGAAAAGUAUUGACCAAAUGGAAGGGCCAGAAGUGGGAAGGCGCCCGCAUCGUACGUCUUGUUGAGCGUGCUAUCAGAUGGAUGACUUGGCAGUGGUAUCAGGAUCGACAUGUGACUGGACAGCAGCGACCGUCAUCCUCAUACAGAAGGCCCCAGCUCCCAGCGGGCUUGACGAUACCUGCAGCUCCAACUGUACUACCUUUUCACACCUUCACAUGUCCCAUGUCAGCCAAGCAAAUUCGCCUGAUAUCACAACGGAACGGCCUGCGAAUCUCAUGUUCGACGUUGAGGGUUCCCUGGCUCCCACCGACUGUUUAUCAACCACCAGCUCCACCGAGGCCAUAUCUGAAAGUCGGCUACGUAUCUUCAGACUUCAACAACCAUCCACUAGCUCAUCUGAUGCAGUCUGUGUUUGGAUUGCACGACCCGAGCCGUGUAAAAGCGUAUUGUUAUGCGACCACUGCGAGUGACGGAUCCGAACACCGCAAGCAGAUCGAGAAGGAAUCUCCAGUCUUCUACGACGCCAGCAGUUGGUCUGCGGAGCGACUGGUCCACCAGAUCACCAGUGACGGCAUACAUGUCCUUGUGAACCUCAACGGAUACACCAGGGGAGCAAGGAACGAAGUAUUCGCUGCCCGUCCUGCUCCCAUCCAAAUGGCCUUUAUGGGUUUUGCGGGUACCCUCGGCGCCGAAUGGUGCGACUACCUGCUUGCUGAUGAUACUGCUGUGCCCCCGGACACUCUCCGUCAAUGGCGCCGUAACAUCGACCUUGAAGAUGCAUUGGUGGACGACAACAGCGGCGGCACAGACGACAAGUGGAUAUACGGAGAAAACAUCAUCUUCUGCAGGGAUACAUUCUUCUGCUGUGACCACAGACAGAGUGCUCCAGACUCGCAAGGUCGACAGCCAAACUGGGAAGAAGAGCAACAACGAAGAUGGGCGAUGCGCAAAGAAAUAUUUCCCAACCUUUCCGACAACGCCAUCAUUCUUGCGAAUUUUAACCAGUUGUACAAGAUCGAACCCACAACGUUCCGCACUUGGUUGCGCAUUCUUGAGAAGAUUCCCAACGCCGUUCUCUGGCUGUUACGAUUCCCCGACCUUGGCGAGACGAACCUCAAGCAAACAGCUCUCAUGUGGGCAGGUGCAGAAGUCGCCAGUCGCAUCAUGUUUACCGACGUUGCUCAAAAGCAUCAGCACAUUUCUCGGGCACGUGUCUGUGAUCUGUUCCUAGAUACGCCCGAGUGCAACGCGCAUACGACGGCUGCGGAUGUGCUUUGGUCUGGUACGCCGUUGCUAACGCUACCACGAUACAAGUACAAGAUGUGCUCUCGAAUGGCAGCGUCCAUUCUCAAGGGCGCAUUGCCCAAGACGCCCGCGGGUGCACAAGCUGCGAAAGAGCUUAUCGCAUCCAGCGACGAAGAAUACGAGGACAUGGCUGUCCGCUUAACACGCGAUUACAAGUACGAGGGUCACCGACCCACUGGACGACUCAGUGAAUUACGACAUAUGCUCUACGAGUCACGGUGGACAAGCCCUCUUUUUGACACCAAAAGAUGGGUUCGGGAUUUAGAAGAUGCAUACGAAAGAGCAUGGAAAAAAUGGGAAAAGGGUGAAGGCGGUGACAUAUGGCUGAAGCAUUGAUAGCUCUCUUAAGCAUAGCGGUUGCAUUCUCAUUUGCUAGAAGCACGCUUGAGGCUAGACCAGGCAUGCAUGUGUUUUGAGCUUAGAUUCUUGGUUUGGAUUCUGCGAAUUUUGCGAACUACGCACUGGGAUUUUGUAAGCAGUUGGUUACUGCGGUUAUAUUCUGUUGUUCCUAUACCCCCACAUUGAUUUGUAUUGGAUAUGUUUCUUGGUUAUGUAGGGGGUGUUUGCGUGCCCUCCGGUAGCUUCAUGUUAAUGGGCAUUCAAGUCGGCAUUAUCUUCGUUAGCCAUUUUUGGAUAAUAGGACUUUUGACUCGCGUUCGGCCACAUGUUGUGUCUGUUUUCAGAGCGAGUAG
This is a messenger RNA of Bipolaris maydis ATCC 48331, 4991 nucleotides long. The record is from RefSeq and is a predicted model, not a curated record. Lineage: Eukaryota; Fungi; Ascomycota; Dothideomycetes; Pleosporales; Pleosporaceae.